Messenger RNA from Drosophila virilis, 1813 nucleotides. Its product is annotated as mucin-2. NCBI's taxonomy places the organism in Eukaryota, Metazoa, Arthropoda, Insecta, Diptera, Drosophilidae. The record is from RefSeq and is a predicted model, not a curated record.
CCGCUCGAUCGCUGAGCUCAGUUUAGUUUGGACAAUCGAAUUGAACGGAAUGAAACGCGCGAAUAUUUUGCUGAGCUGCAUCGGCUUUUGCCUAUUGGCCCUGGAGCCGGGCUGGGCGACGAGCAGCAGCAGCGGCAGCGAUAACGGACCCAGCGUCGCAAUCACCAGACAAGCCAUUGAGCUGGGCCUGGAGCCAUCGGCAUUGGGGGAACUGUGGCGCACCAAGCAGCCGCUGAUUAUCAGCAAGCCGGACGCACUGGGUCAGCUGUAUACGACGACUUACGAGCUUUCGCCGGAUGGCCAACAUAUAACCAGCUCCACCGUCAAAGAGGAUCAGCCACAGCUGCCGACAACCACGAGCACAAGCACAAGCACAAGCACCAGCACCAGCACAAGCACGGUCAGUCCGCCAGCUGCAGUGCAGCCAACGAAUCCGCAGACAGACUGGGAAUAUGUGCCCUCUAAUCGUCGCAACUUUGUGUUGGGCAACAGCUCGCCAUUUGGCGCCAAUUGGCCAGACUUUGGUAGCGCCUUUCCGCAAUUUCACAGCAGCAGCGGCAACAAGUGGCCCAGCUUUGACUUUCCAGCGGGCAUAGAACCACAAACAACCACCAAAACGGAGAAGGACGAUCAGGGACGCACAGUAACCACGACGAUCAAGACCUAUAAGACACCUGCCAGCAAUAGCUGGUCAACGGGCACGGAUCUGUCAGCGAAUUGGCCAAGCUUUGAGCUGCCAACGGGUGCGACACCACAAACGAGCACCAAAACGGAAAUCGAUGACCAGGGACGAACGGUGACCACCCUGACGAGAAGCUAUAAGAGUCCCAUUUUUACAACAUGGUCAACGGGCAAUGACAAUGUCGGAGGUUUGCCCGCCAGCUGGCAGCCAGCCACCAAUCCGUGGUUCCACAAUCCUCACUUCGUUAAUGGCAUAGCAGCUGGUGAUGUGCCCAGUUCUGCGAAUCCCGUGCCCACUCCGCUGCCCUUGCCCACGCGACCAACUUUCAUUCCCAGUCAGCCACCGCUGCCGACAGCACCGCCUGCAGUUGGGGUCUUCGAGCUGCGCACCACCACGCCGCUGCCUGCAUUUGAGGAUUUCCUUAAGCAGACGGGCGGCGAGUCGACGCCCCAGACUGUGGCCACCAUCAACAUUGACGAGCUGCCCGUGAGUACGAGAACACGGAUAACCAACUAUGGCGGCACCUUUAAUGGCGCCGCACCACCGAAGGUGGCAGACCUCGAGCCACAGGUUAGGGAUAUGCUCAAUCGCGGCGGUAUCACCGACGAGGAUAUACAAAAUGCCCAGGCGCUGGGCAACGAUGUGACACGCACUCGUGUCCUGCCCGACGGACGGAUUGUGAAGACGACGAUGCGCGUGAACAAUUGGAGGCCAGAAGCUGCUGCUGCUGCUGCUGCUGCUGCUGCUGCUGCACGUCCGCUGCAGCGUGAUAAUUCAAUAGAAAACUUCCUGGCGCAGGUGAAUCUAACGCCAGCGGAUAUACAGGCCCAAAACGGGGAGCUGAUCAAGACAAUUGUCGACCAACAUGGACGCGUUCUCAGCGCCAGAUUUGUGCUGAGCACCGUCAAGGGCGAAGAGCAGCCGGGUCAGGGUCUGGGACAGGCGGAGCAUCCAACCAAAUAAAAUGCGUAAUGCGGAAAAGGAAAACUAAGUUAAGUCAAUUGAUGAAACGUUUGUAUGCACGUACAUCUAUCUAUACAUCUAUGUGUACGUCUACGUCGCAUAAAUAUAAAUGGAAAAAUUGUGAAAAAUUUAUAAAUAAAUGUGUACACAUAAACUUGUAUCAAUAAA